AUGACCACUCUCAUUCCCCGGGAGCCAUACACUCAAGAUGAGCUCGCUCGUCUCUACCCCGAGAGCUUGAAUCUCCGGCUAGUCCAGGUUUUCCUUCGCCAUGGCGAACGAACACCUGUUUCCUCCCGAUUCACAAAUACAGGCCUGAGUCCAUACUGGCCAUACUGUGGCGUCGCAAGACGUAUGGUGCAGAUGGCAUCUAGCAACAAAGACCUCUCAUCAUGGAAUGGAUUCCAAUGGCGCCGGAAAAUGGAAGCUUUCGGUAGCAAUGAUCAGUCGGUGGUAGCACCGGGACCAGGAGGGGAAAUUGAGGCUAUGUGCUUGCACGGCGAGCUCACAGACAAGGGCCGCGAGACUACAUAUGCUCUCGGACAACGACUACGCCAUCUGUAUGUCGAUCAGCUUGGCUUCAUGCCUGAGAUCAAGUCCGAUGCCGAGGACAUGUACCUGCGCGCUACGCCGAUCCCCCGCGCUCUGGAGUCGCUCCAGGAGGCGUUCUGGGGAAUGUAUCCUGCAAGUGCGCGCACUCUCAACUUCCCACCUCCUGUUAUUGUUGCCCGUCAGGUUAACGAGGAGACUCUUUUCCCUAAUGAGGGCAAUUGCAAACGGUUCAGACAGCUGGCUCGGCUUUUUGCCGAUCGCGCCGCGGAACGAUGGAACGAUUCUGAACAAAUGGCAUACUUGAACGGCCUUUGGUCUAAGUACAUGCCCGAGGGUUCGCCUAAGGUUGCUGUUGAUGCUCACCCCCGUCUUUCUGGUAUCAUGGAUACCAUCAAUGCCACUGAUGCCCAUGGGCCAAGUACCAAACUUCCAUCUGAGUUCUAUGACAAGAAGGGUCGUGCUGUUCUCGACCGUAUCUCGGUCGAGGAGUGGUUUGCCGGUUACGGUGAGAGUGCCGAGUACCGUAAGCUGGGUAUUGGUGCUCUCAUGGGUGAUGUUGUUGACCGUAUGGUCAGCACUGCUGUCGAAGGUGGAUGGCGCAGUGAGAGUGCUCCCUCUGGUAACCCCGAGGCUGGCAAGGCGAUCAAGUUCGCCAUGAGCGGGUGUCACGACACCACCCUCGCAGCUAUUCUAUCUAGUGUUGGUGGAUUUCAGAACGAGUCCUGGCCGCCUUUCACCUCAUCUAUUGCAGUCGAGCUCUUCUCUCAGGCUCCUAGCUCCAACUCCAACGCUGGAACUAUGCUUGAGGAGUUCUCCAACCCACCUGUCUCCAAGAAGCCCGGCGUGCUCUCCUCGCUGUUCGGUAAGUCCGCACCGAAGCAACCCACCCCCUCCGACACAGCACGCACACCUAUCUCGUCCUUCUCCGAUUCCUCCCGUGAGUCUCUUCAGAACCACUAUGUCCGCCUCCGCUAUAAUGACCGCCCUGUCACUAUUCCCGGCUGCGCUGCCAAGCCUGAGAACCACCUGCCUGGCGAUGAGACAUUCUGUACCCUGGAUGCUUUCAAGUCAAUUGUCGAUAAGUUCACACCGAAGAACUGGCAAACCGAGUGCACAGAGAACCUCGGCGCAGGCCUGCAUGGCCCUGGUGAUCGUGAGCGGUCCCAGGCUGGCUUCUAG
Molecule: messenger RNA, 1560 nt
Organism: Penicillium antarcticum
Lineage: Eukaryota; Fungi; Ascomycota; Eurotiomycetes; Eurotiales; Aspergillaceae
Product: putative acid phosphatase
Exons: 7
Coding region: 1-1560 (519 amino acids)
Biological process (GO): dephosphorylation
Molecular function (GO): phosphatase activity
Source: RefSeq, a predicted model, not a curated record